GCCGUUGGUACUCCACUCGCCUCGCUCGUCUUCGUCUCGCGGUGCCCGUCUCCGAGUCUGCAAGUAUUUUUUCUGCUGGAGCAGGGGCAGUUAGUUUUAUGGCCCCCACGUCCACGUCCUCGGCGACCCAGUCCUCGUCCACCAUGCAGCCGCAAGAUCCCAGCUCCGCCACGCUCGACGCCUCCCAGGCCUUCAAUUACGACCCGGCUUCCUACCAGCAGUACGCCCAGGAGCGCGCGCUUCACGACCAGGCCGUGCACAACUCUAUGGCUGCCGUUAGUGGUACGGCUUUAGCCGGCAAGCCCGUGACCAGCUCGGUCCCCACCUCGGACAAGGACUCGUCCAACCUGCGCCUCAAGACCGAGGCCACAUCGGCUAGUACGUCCCCCACCAGCGUCGCCAAGGUCCAGACCCAGACGUCCACAGCACCUACGCCAGCCUCCUCGUCCUCUUUAACGGCGGCUAAGACUAACGGGGCCGCUCCAGCCCGCAACGAGUCUCUCAAAUCAAACCGCCUCUGCACCAUGCCCGGCUGUACCAAGCGUGUGCGCUCCAAGGGCCUAUGCAAAGCGCACGGCGGUGGCCGCCGCUGUAUGGUCGACGGCUGCGAGCGUAGCAGUCAGGGCCAGGGUCUCUGCAUUCGCCACGGCGGUGGCAAGCGCUGCACGCAGCCUGGCUGUACCAAGGCGUCCCAGUCCAACGGUCUUUGCAAGGCCCACGGCGGUGGCCUGCGUUGCCAAAGCCCUGGAUGCACAAAAAGUUCUCAGGGUGGCGGCUUCUGUCGUGCUCAUGGCGGUGGCCAGCGCUGCGAGAAGGAAGGAUGCAACAAAGGUGCUCAGCGCGGCGGCUUCUGCGCUGGUCACGGCGGAAGUCGCUUCUGCCAGCACCCUGACUGCACCAAGAACGACCGUGGCGGAGGCUUCUGCGCCGAGCACGGCGGCGGCAAACGAUGCGACCACCCUGCAUGCAACAAGCCAGCACGUAAGAAAGGCAAGUGCUCGUAUCACGCCAACGCCGCCAAGGGCAAGCUCCCCAAGGACCAGCUUGCUACGGCUGCUUCGCUGCCGCAGCACAUGAUGGAUAUGCGACAGAUUACCACGCCGACGUUCGCGAUGGGUGUCAAGGAUUUGCGCGACGCGCACCUCGACCCACAGCGCGCUGCGUACGUGCAGCAGCGCGUGGAGAUGGAAAUGCGCUACAAGGGCUACGAGCCUACCGCUAAUGGCCAGUACCUGCAGAUUCACGCCGACCAGCGUUCGUAUGAGCCGAUCAGUCUGCAGGCUGGGGCCGCUGCUCGUUACCACGUGCCUGUGGACAACGGUGCGUUGCCUCCGGUGUCGGGUAGUAUGUACAAGCCUGGAGCCGCGGUGGACCGUCAGGCUUACGCCUCGCGCACUGCCCCCGAGCAGAUGAAGAACCCGUACUCGCAACACUGGGCCACCAAGCCGGAGAUGCCCCAACAUCACCCGGACGGAAGGGUCGACUAUUUCGAUGUGAACAAGGAACAACAACAGCAACAGCAGCCUGGCCACCACCACCCGUACCCUGCCCAGUCGUCACAGUACCACCACCAUCUUAGUCCUGCAGACUCGGCCGCCGCCGCUGCGGCCUACGGUCAACAAGCAGGCCGUGGAUACUACAGUCCGCAGCCCCCGCAAGCUUCUGGAUCUGGAGACCAGCCUUCGUCCCAACAGCAGCAGAGCAUGAUGUAUUACUCAGCUAACGGGUACCCCCCGCAUCAGAUGCACAACAUUCAGCAACAACAGCAACAACAACAGCAACAGCAGAUGCAGAUGUUAUAA
Messenger RNA from Phytophthora infestans T30-4, 1802 nucleotides. RefSeq lists its product as uncharacterized. NCBI's taxonomy places the organism in Eukaryota, Oomycota, Peronosporomycetes, Peronosporales, Peronosporaceae. The transcript has a single exon. Bases 99 to 1802 code for a protein of 567 amino acids. The record is from RefSeq and is a predicted model, not a curated record.